Messenger RNA from Lonchura striata (white-rumped munia), 4326 nucleotides. It is a transcript of the gene MIER1, whose product is annotated as MIER1 transcriptional regulator. Gene Ontology annotation, cellular component: nucleoplasm. Lineage: Eukaryota; Metazoa; Chordata; Aves; Passeriformes; Estrildidae. Gene Ontology annotation, biological process: negative regulation of transcription by RNA polymerase II. Gene Ontology annotation, molecular function: histone deacetylase binding; transcription corepressor activity. The record is from RefSeq and is a predicted model, not a curated record.
CAGCGAACCGGCGCUGCCCGCGCCCGCAGCCGGCUCGGCGCUGACGCGGGGGGGUUUCACCCCUGAGUCAGCAGAGGCGCGCCCGCCCGUUCUUUCGCCCGCCGUGUGAGGCUUGGGGAUGCGGCUGCUCGGCGGAGGCGCCGGGCGGGCGUGAGCCGCGGGCUCCGCGGGGACACACGCCCGAGCAGCGUCCCGCGGUGCCCUCGCCGUGACACGGCCGCCAUGCCCGCCGGGCGCUGCCCCGCGCCGGCCCCGGCACGGCGCUGAGCCGCGCAGCCUUCUGUUGAGUCUUCAAGCCCAGGAGGUUCUGCAGCCUCUGAUGACCAUGAGUUUGACCCAUCUGCUGACAUGCUGGUGCACGACUUCGACGACGAGCGCACCUUAGAAGAGGAGGAGAUGAUGGAAGGAGAAACCAACUUCAGGUCUGAAAUUGAGGAUCUCAACAGGGAGAGUGACAUGCCCAUCCAGGAGCUGCUGAGCCGCUACGGCUACGAUGGCACCGUGCCCCUGCAGGAGGAGGAGGAGGAGGAGGAGGAAGAGGAGGAGGAGGAGGAGGGAGAAGAUGAUGAUGAUGUCGAUAACGAUGACAACAGCGGCUGCAGUGGGGAAAACAAGGAGGAGACCAUCAAGGAUUCCUCAGGGCAGGAAGAUGAGACCCAAUCCUCCAACGAUGACCCAGCCCCAUCUGUUGCCUCUCAAGACCCCCAGGAGAUCAUUCGCCCUCGGCGCUGUAAAUAUUUUGAUACCAAUAGCGAAAUAGAGGAGGAAUCUGAAGAGGAUGAAGAUUACAUCCCCUCAGAAGACUGGAAAAAGGAAAUCAUGGUGGGCUCUAUGUUCCAAGCUGAAAUUCCAGCUGGCACCUGCAAAUACAAAGAAAAUGAAAAAGUGUAUGAAAAUGAUGACCAGCUGCUCUGGAAUCCAGACUUUCUACCAGAGGAUAAAGUGAUAGAAUUCCUCAAGGAAGCCUCGAGGCGCACGGGAGAGGAGAAGGGCCUGGAUGCAAUUCCUGAGGGCUCCCACAUUAAAGACAAUGAGCAGGCCCUCUACGAGCUGGUGAAGUGCAAUUUUGACCCCGAGGAAUCCUUACGGAGGCUGAGAUUUAAUGUCAAAGCAGCCAGAGAAGAAUUAUCUGUUUGGACAGAAGAGGAAUGCAGGAACUUCGAGCAAGGGCUGAAAGUCUAUGGCAAGGAUUUCCACGUGAUUCAGGCAAAUAAGGUGCGGACCCGCUCCGUGGGGGAAUGUGUGGCUUUUUACUACAUGUGGAAAAAGUCGGAGCGUUACGAUUUCUUCGCUCAGCAGACCCGCUUUGGGAAGAAAAAAUACAACCUGCACCCUGGGGUCACGGAUUACAUGGACCGCCUCCUGGACGAGAGCGAGAGCGCUGCCUCCAGCCGGGCGCCGUCGCCGCCGCCCACGGCCUCCAACAGCAGCGCCAGCCAGUCCGAGAGGGACGAGUGCGCCUCGGGCAGUGCCCACAACGGUGUCUCUGCCAACGGCCCAGGGGAGGUGCCAGGGAAGGAGGAGGCCAGGCUGGAGGGGCUGCACGCCAAUGGACCCUGCAGCGGGAAGAAAACGCCUCACACGGAGCUGGACACCAACGGCUACGAAGCCGAGAACCUCCCCAGCGAGGCCAAACUUGCUCAUUCGGCCUCAAGGAACGAGCCUGAGCUGGAAGAGAAGAGUGAGAGACCUCUGAAAAGAAGGAGAAUGAACAGCAAUGGGAAGGAGAGCCCGGGUGCUUCAGAGUUCUUCCAGGAAACCAACUCCCACGGGAAGCUGGAGGAGCUGGAAACUUUGGAUGACUGAGUGCUGGGAGCUGAUUUUAUUCCUUGGAGUAAAUUCUGGGUGUCUACAAUUUUCAGGGUUGAUGGGUUACCUUCCAAAGUCCGGUUCCAUAAACAAUCUGAGAUUUUUCUUUGUUUCCUGAGACCUUCUAAAGAUCCGAUGAUUUGGUUUUCUUCAGUGCUGAAAAGCAGCAGGAAAAUAUUGAAUUUCUCAGAGCUGGCAGCUGCGGUUCUGGGAUAAAAGGCUCUUAAAUAUUUAAGGAACAAAGCAGUGAGUUGCUGCAAAAAUAUUCCCAGCCUAAUACAUUAAAGAAUCUGUUAAUACAGCAUUUAAUGUAUAAGACAGCAUUUAAUCAGUGUACAAGUGAACAAAGCAUAUGGGGCUUUGCAGGAAGUUAAAAUAAAACAGGAAAAGCCAAGACAGAGCAGGCACAGAGACUUCCACUCCUGCUGGAGAGAGGAAAAUGCCAUCCCAUCAUUAAGGAACCCUCAUGAAUCCUGAAAGUUAUGAGCACAACUAUUUUUAUAUAUAGAAGUUUUAAAAGGUAAAUAAAUAAACCAGGUCAGGUUUGUCUAUGUAAAAUUGUUGACAUCAAUGAUGUCUUUCCAUAUUCUUUAUCUGGGCUAAAGAAAUACAUUCUGUAUUUUUCCAGAUUUCUUUGUAGCCUUUGAAAGAUUUUUACAGUACUUAUGUCUUGAUUGAACUGUCCUUUCUUAAAACAAAAGCUUGUAUAAUUUUCUUACCUUGUACAGUUGGUAAACUUUUAUGAGAGAGUUGAUACCCUGAGUCUAAUGUCAGCUUCCUUUUAUUUUGCUGAAGUCUUUUCUAAAAAAAAAAAAACCAAACCAAACCAAACCAAACCAAUGGAGUUAAAAAUUAAUCACCAAUGUGUUAAUUUUCUUCCCAGAAACUGGUAAAUAAUUAACAUAAGAAUAGUUAGGAGGCAUUUGAUUUUGGACAUUUGGGGUUUUUUUUACUUGUUUUAUGGCAAAUAAUGAUGUUUAAAUUUUUGUUAAGCAUGCUGCUUGCAUUGCACACAUUUCCUUGCUUUCUUUCUCCCUUUGUUUGGACCUCAGAGAAAUUUCACAGCAGUCAAAUUGUCGAGUUUGCUGAACCUUCUUCAGGUUCAGCUGCUCCAUCGUGCCCUGGUUUAUUUGCUGUGCCCUGCCAGGUUUCGGGGAGCACAGCAGGGGCUGGGCUGGCUGGAAAUGCAGCUGGGAGCUCAAAAAUCAGAAAAUCCCUGGAGAAGGGAGAGCAGGAAUUUCACAUUGAGCUGGGGAGAACCCCAGUGUGAAAACCAAAAAUUCCUCAUAAGGAAAUGGGAAUAGGGUGAUGCUCACCCUGCCAGCAGCACCUCUGGAAAGCUGUGGGUGUAGGAUUUACAUCCAGCAAUCAGGAAUAUUUGAAAUCCCAGUUCAUUUUGGUUUUGUUUGGUUGUUUUCUUCAGCCCAGCUCCACUUGUGCCGUGUUAAAAUCCGGGAUCGUUGUUAAUUUGAUCACUGCUAACCCUGGUCCUCCUCCUCCUCCCAGGUGUGCUGUUCAUCCUUCACUGCUUGUUUUCUCUGCAGGUUUUUUUCUCUUUGUGGUUCCAGCUGAACUCAAUGGUUUGAAAUGGAUGUUUCAACCCAAACUCCACUGCUCAGGGCUUGGGCUGAUUUGGUUUCUCCUCCACUGAACUUUCCUUGGACUUUGUGAUCAGGAAUGAGCCAAGCCUCGGGAUGAGGAUGGGUUGUGGAUGCAGAACCCUGGGGAAUGAUCAGCUCUGCCUGCCAGCCCUGCUCCUGGAGAGCCUCGGGGUGAGGCUCAUUCAUUACGGCCUGUGUUAAUUAAGGAGUGCAGUGAUUAAUGCCUGAGGCAGAGGUUGCUGGUAACUCUCCCCUCUGGUUAUGAGCAGAACCUCAAAGACGGUUCCACACAAGCAGAAUCCUAUUUUCAGUUUUAUUUUGAUGUUCUUUGUUUUCGGUUGCAAGUUGGAAAUACUUCCAAAAAUCCAUAGGAAAGUUUCCAAAGGAAUUGUCUCAGGCUCGUGUGUGAAAUCCAGCACUGUGUACAUUUUCAGGAACGUUGCUUUGUUUUUUAUCUUUCCUUUUUUUUUUUUUUGGUGAUACUUAGAAGAGACCUGACAUUCCAUAAUCCACUAUGUAAUGCUCAGCUAGACUUUAAGAAUAUAAGAAUAUUUAAUUCUAAUUUACCUUUUGUUUAUGCUGGUGUUUUAUACAAUACUUUGUUCAUGUUUCAAACUGCAGCCACUGUAACUCGAUAAGUCAUUGCACUACUACUAAAGCUAUUGAAAAUCCUGGAAAUCUAACUUUGCUUUCAUUUUCCAAGCCUUCUGUACAGGUGGGAACCCAGUCCAGCAGGAAAUCCUUGGGUUUCCCAAAGGGUUCAGUGUGCUACAAAAUCCCCCCCCACACAAACCCUACAGAUGAGGUUGAGACAUUUUUUCCACACAGUAUUUUGCACUGUCAGUAAUUCCCUCCUCUUACUCCCCUUCCCCGUCUGCAAUUCUGGAAAAGCUUAUUAAAAUAUUUUUAAACUUAC